AACAACAUAGCAAAGUAUCAGCGUCUCGGUGAAAGCUCUCCCGCGCUAAAAAAUGGCAGUGUGAAGGCGUGCUAACCUGCAGCGGCAACAACACGGCAGUGCAAAGGCUAAGUGCACUGGCUAUUUCUGGCAAAAUGGCGUCUCUCUCGGCAACCACCCUCAGCUUUGCUGCCGUCGACAGCAGUACCGAACCCCUCGACUUGAUAACGUCACCGGAUUCGCCUUUGUUUCUCUUCACCCGUUUGCGGCUACCACUGACCAGCAGCAGCAGCAGUGAUGACACUCUCCCAGCUUGCCUUGGAGGACGUGGGGGACCUGUACUUAGGGCCCUCGUUUCUGAUGGCUGACCCGAUGGGGCCCCUUCUGGACCAAGAUGAAGAAGAAGCUCUUUCUCCCUCCUCCUCUCUAGAGGGGAAGGCGCCAGCUUCGCCCCCCCUCUCUUUCUCCUCCUCUUCCUCCUAUGCAUCCUCUCUGUCUCCCUAUCAGACCAUGUCGUCCUCCCCUACCUCCUUGCCUCCCUCUCCCCCCACCGAUCCCUCCUCGUUCCUGGGAACCAAGGCUGGAGUGAACUCGCUGUCCCUCCCCUGGCUGGGUGCCAACGACCUGCUCGAAGCCCACGUUGGAGUAGAAGAUGGCAAAGAUGAUGCUUUUGCGGGCAUGGACUGGAUGUCAGAGAAAAUCGACCUGAGUGAAUUUGACCUGGAUUCCCUCAUUGGCUCCUGCUCGUCCGAUGAGUCUCCCAGCUCCCCCGAGGAUCUCCUGGCCUCCCUCGACACCCACAUGGAUCUGGAUCUCGACACCUUCGACACGGCCGUCCCCGCCCCUCACGACAGCCUCGGGGAGCUCGGUCUGUCGCUGCCCAGCAUCCCCUUCCUCCCCGUGGAGUUCCCUCUCCCCGGUGUAGCUGAGGCCAAGACGGCGACGGCGUCGGUGGCGGCGGAGGUGAUUCCCGAUCUGGAGCUUGGCAUGAAAUCCGAGCCUCCAUCCCCAGCUCCUCCUACUCCUCCUCAGUCUCCGCCUUCUCCAGCUUACACAUUGGAGCUGGGGAGUGAAGUGGAUGUGCUGGAUGCUGAGAAAACCGUCACUUCCAUCACCGCCACCGCCACCAUCUUCCCAGACCCCAGUGGAAGCGUUCAGACCAGCAGCCCCAUCGUGCUCUCCCUCCCCACCACCGGCCAUUUACUGGUGGUCCUCACCAAUAAAGAUGAGUCCUCUGUUGUAUCUCUCUCCGACCAGACCAUCAAAACCUCUCCUCCAUCCAGCGACUGCGACAGCGACUCGGGCAUCGAUUCCGUUCCCGAUUCGCCGGCUCACCUCUCCUCUCCUCCUCCCACCCCCUCUCCUGCAGCUGGUUCCUCCAGGACCAAACCGUACUCCAAACAGGAGCCCUCUACUCCCUCCUCCUCCCCGUCGGCCAAGACCCCCAAAGUCAAAUCGGUGUCCGGCGCUCCCAAGGUGGUGGAGAAGAAACUGAAGAAGAUGGAGCAGAACAAGACGGCGGCCACCCGCUACCGUCAGAAGAAGAGGGUGGAGCAGGAUCAGCUGAACGACGAGUGCACCGAGCUGGAGAAGAGGAACAACGAGUUGGCGGAAAAGGCCGAGUCCAUAAGCAGAGAGAUCCAGUACCUGAAAGAUCUGAUGGAGGAAGUUCGUAAGCACCGCCGAAGCAAGACCGGCUCAGUGGCGUAGAAAGGUCCAACGCUUACACAACGCCAUCGCUGCAGAGAAAUUUAAAAAAAAAAAAUAGUUUGGGUAUUUUUCUUUUUUUGAAGAGAUUAAAGGCGGCGUGUGACGAUGGACGUAUGAAACGCUCACCCACUGAACAGAAAACAGGGAAUGGCUGGAUGCAAAAGUAGAAAAGUCCUGAAAGUUGAUGAGAUUAUAGCGUUAGAGCAGCGGGGCUGGGAGGUAGUCAGGUGAAGCAUCUGUACAUGCUUGUCUCUCAGUCCCCUGUUAGACCCCCCUUAACUACCCCUCCCCAAAUGUGUAGCCCCUGCCCUCAGUAAUAGAUUACGGGCAGGGGUGCAUAUUGAUCCUUUUUUUUUUUUUUGUAGAGUAGGCAUGAAAACCAUGAGUCACCAUAGCUCCCGGUAGUGAUGUAGACUUUAACCAACGAUGAGAUGUUCCUCCUCAGAGAAUGACCACACUCCAGCAUCAGUCAGUAUCCAAACCCCCCCCCUCUGACCCCCUCUCCGCUCCCCCCACACCCACCAGCUCCUGUGCGUGAGAUUCUUACCUUCUUGUUAUUACCCACUUUUUUUUCUUCUUUUUUUUUUUAACCCAUUUCCGACCUUCUCUCUAAACAGCUUCAAGUCCAGAAAGGGGCCUCAAAUAUAUUUAUGAAUUCCUGGAUGUCACACUGUCAACAUGUUUCUUUUUUUUUCUUUUUUUUUUUCCUUUUCGUGUGUGUAUAUAGUUUGUCCUUUUUUUUGCUUGCAGAUUUGUGGCUUUUAUUUAAUGCUGGAUUUUAAAAAAAACAACAAAAAAAACUAAACCUGACCAUGUCUUGACUAGAUCAGAGUAUCUUUAGCGCAGCUGGGUUUUUUUUCUUUUUGCCUGUAAAAAUGCUUUGCGUCUCUUUUUUCUAAUAAAUGUCAGUACUCUUUAAGA
Messenger RNA from Scomber japonicus (chub mackerel), 2610 nucleotides. It is a transcript of the gene atf4a, whose product is annotated as activating transcription factor 4a. NCBI's taxonomy places the organism in Eukaryota, Metazoa, Chordata, Actinopteri, Scombriformes, Scombridae. Gene Ontology annotation, cellular component: ATF1-ATF4 transcription factor complex; ATF4-CREB1 transcription factor complex; nucleus. The record is from RefSeq and is a predicted model, not a curated record. The transcript is spliced from 4 exons. The coding region runs from base 277 to 1689 and encodes 470 amino acids. Gene Ontology annotation, molecular function: RNA polymerase II transcription regulatory region sequence-specific DNA binding; DNA-binding transcription activator activity, RNA polymerase II-specific. Gene Ontology annotation, biological process: regulation of transcription by RNA polymerase II.